Molecule: messenger RNA, 8689 nt
Organism: Scleropages formosus (Asian bonytongue)
Lineage: Eukaryota; Metazoa; Chordata; Actinopteri; Osteoglossiformes; Osteoglossidae
Product: centrosomal protein of 290 kDa-like
Exons: 54
Coding region: 419-8446 (2675 amino acids)
Biological process (GO): kidney development; ciliary transition zone assembly; non-motile cilium assembly
Cellular component (GO): ciliary transition zone; centriolar satellite
Source: RefSeq, a predicted model, not a curated record
CAGAAUCUGUAGAAUGGUCAAGUUUGGCGGUUAAGUACAGUCGGAUUUGUCGGUAACCAGUCUGCUGUUUUGAGCGGUUCUUUUGACUCCUUUUUCCUCUGUCAGUAUACCACGGUAAAAGCAGUAUACCAAGGUUCGCCUCCGGCACGCUCACUCACCUCUCUCUCUACUCUGCAGACGCGUUUUGACAGACUGACUCUGGACUCUGGUCGACGAGCGUGCUCAUGAUCGGCACUGAAUCCGAGUUUCGAAUGAACGAAGCGCCGUGUUAAAAUGAUGGUAAAAUGAUGUUAUGUCGCUCCACGGACGGAGCAGUGCGCACACACAUGCAAGCAGCUGGAGCAGCAGACAGUUGAGUUGUCCCAGCCAGUGCCCUGCUUCUUCUCUCCAAGAAGGCUGCUGCUGUUAAGCCGCUGAGAUGCCUCCAAAGCUGGACUGGAAAGAGCUGAUGGCGGUCGAACCCUCCGCACUGGUGGGACAGGACAGCAGGGCCGAUGACCUCUUCCUGCUGCUCUCACAGGUUGAACCAAAGGUGCUGAAAGAUCAUAACGCAGAAAAAUUAAUCCACCUUUUCAGAAUUACUCAGACCAUCAUGAAGAUGAAAGCAGAUGAAGUGAACUGUGCUUAUGAAAUCAUUGACAAAGCUGGCACAGAGCAAGCAAGAAUAGAAAACCAACUACAAACCAAAAUAUACAAGCUGGAGAAUGAGCUUGAGGUGGCCCAGCAUUCGACCGGAGGCCGAGAUACCCGCUUCCUUCGUGAUGAAAUUCGCCAACUGGAGAGUCAGUUAGAGCGCAAGGAAAAGGAACUUGGACAGAUGGAGAAAGAAAUGAACAAGGAAAAGAAAAUGAAUGAGGAACUGUCUGUGCGAGUCGAAGAAGCAGAGGAUGAAAACAGAAAACUUAAAAGAGAGAAUGAGCAGCUCCAUCAAGACGUCACAUUUUACAGGAAAGAACUUGAACAGAAAGAGGCUCUUUCAUGGAGGGAGGAAAGCACUGAAACCCAGAGGAGACUGAACUCUGCCAACCGGCAGCUGUACCAGUGUAUGGAAGACUUACAGCGUGCAGAGGAUGAGAUUACUCACCUGAAAGGCCAAAAUGAGCAAAUGCAGAAAAGUCUUGAGGAGUCUGUAAAGGAAAUGGAGAAGAUGACAGAUGAAUACAACAAGAUGAAAAUUAUGGUGCAGGAGACCGACAUUGCCAUGGACCAGCUGAGAAAGGAGAGGGACCACUCCAUGCUCCAAGUGAGGGAGCUCACAGAGCAGCUCCGAAGCAGGGCUGAGGAGGACGAUCCAGUGAUGGCCGCUGUCAGUGCCAAGGUGGAGGAAUGGAAGAGAAUAUUGUCAGAAAAGGAUGAUGAAAUCAUUGAGUAUCAGCAUCUGAUAAGAGACCUCAAAGAGAAGCUCCGAACGCUCCAGAUGGACUCCAGCAAAGGCAAUGUCAUGGCACUUCAGCAGGCUGUGCAAGAACGAGACGCUCAGAUCAAGAUGCUGACUGAACAAGUUGAACAAUGUACAGGCGAGAUGGAAAGAAAUGCAGUCCUAAUUGAGGAGCUCAAGAAGCCCCUGAACAAAGCUGGAGGCCUCUCCUCAGUGGUUCAGCAGAAGAAGAUGGAAGAACUGAAGUCAAAGUUGGAGACCACAGAGCGACGGGUUGCAGAGGCUGAAAGGACUGCUGACCUGGCUGAGUCUGAUGCCAGAGAGAAGGACAAAGAGCUCAGCGAAGUUCUUGCUCGCUUGAGAGUUUAUGAGUCUGGCACAGAUGGGUUAGAGGCUGCAGUAGCUGAGAUCAAAGAAUACAAAAACCAGUUGAAAAGAAGGGACCGUGAAGCUGAGGACAUGACUAAGGAAAUCAAUGAGCUUGAAAUGAAAAUCAGUGAUCUGCUGGAUGAGAAUGAAGACCUGAGAGAGCGAUUAGGACUACACCCAAAAGAAGUUGAUUUGACUGAAUUUCGUAGAAGUAAAGCUUUAAAACAACGACAGUACAGGGCAGAAAACCAGAUUCUUCUGAAGGAGAUUGAAAGAUUAGAAGAAGAGAGACUUGAAUUGAAAAAGCAACUCAGAAAACUUGCGAAGGAGAAAGGGCCUUUACUAGGUAAUUUGGUGUCUGACGACGAUGAUGAUAAAUUCACCAGGAAACCUACUCCUCAUUCAGUUAAGGAAGAGGAGAUGAAACGGAAGAAUGAACAACUCCAGAAAGAACUUAAUAUUAAAGAAAGAGAGCUGGAACUCCAAAGAACAGAACUGUCAAAAUUUAAGGCGAAAUUAAACGAAAUGUCAAUGGAAAAUAAACAUCUGGAGCAAGGAAUGAAAGAAAUUCUUCAUGCAAUACAAGAUUCCCAGAAGAAGGUGCAGUCUCCAGUUGGUGUCAGUAUCCCAACUAUCGAGCGACUUGUCAGCGCCAUUGAAAUGAGGAACUCAGAUGGGAAGUUUGACAGCAACCUCCACCUGAAGGCCCAAGUUGACCAGCUGACUGGUAGAAAUGAUGAACUGAGACAGGAAAUGAGAGUCACUCGGGAAGAAACAGCAAGCGCUUUAAAUGAACUCAGCAAAGCUAAAGAAAAGAUCUCUCACUUAGAAAGCGAAUUGGGGGUCCUGAGGAGCACGAGUAAAAGCAGUGCUGUAAUGAGGACACUGGAUCUCCCGGGCAAGAUGACUGCGUCCAGCACGGAAGUCAUCGGGUCUGUGAAUGAGUACGCCAUCAUGCUCCUACAGGAGCUUAAAAACAAGGAAGAUUGCCAUAAGCAACUGGAGGGAGCGCUGGAGGAGUACAAGCGGAAGUUUGCAGUUAUUCGCCAUCAGCAGGGACUGCUGUACAAAGAGCACCAAAGUGAAAAGGAGCGUUGGCAGAGAGAGCGAGAGAAACUUGUGGAAAUGAAGAAUCGGCUUGAGGAGCAGAAAGAGUUGGAUUCUGUGAAAAUAAACGAGUUUAAUCAUUGGCUGCAGGUUCUGGAAAUGGACCCAACAGAAAUCAAAAAGCAGGUCUCAGAAGUGGCUCGGAAAAUGACAGUGUUAUGUGUAAACGAGAAGUCCCUGCUCCGACGCUACACCACCUUGCUGGAGAUGGAGCAGUUCUUGAGGAAAGAAAACAACAAGUUAAAGAAUGACUUCAUGGAAAUGGAGGCCACGGUUAUUGAAAGAAUAGGCUACCUGCAGAGAUACAAGGAUAUGGCUGCAUUCAAAAUAGCAGCCUUACAAAAUGCACUGGACAGUAGUGUACCAUCAUCUGAACUUGAGAGAGCAAACAAACAGUACAGCGAGCUGACAAUCAAAUACAGAGACAUCCUGGAAAAAGACAACCACCUUGUUCAGAGGACAAACAACCUGGAACAUUUAGAGACUGAGAACGUUUCUCUCCGUGAGCAAAUUGGGGCCUUGAACAAAGAACUGGAGAUAACAAAAGAAAAACUUCACACAUUAGAACAGGCCUGGGACUACAUGACUAAAUCAAGUGGGGAGUCCAGUAUGGACAAGGCAGCAAAAUCCAUCACCAACAGUGAGAUCCUGUCCAUCUCCAAGAGGAUCACCAUGCUGGAGAUGAAGGAGUUGAAUGAACGGCAGAGGGCUGAACAUGCACAGCACAUGUAUGAGCAACUGAGGAACUCCUUGAAACAAGUGGAGGAACGCAACUUUGAACUGGAGACCAAAUUCGCUGAGUUGACAAAGCAGAACCUAGAAGCCCAAAAGUUAGAAGAGGAGCUUCGCGACGAGUUGGCCAACAGUGUGAGCAGAGCAGUGAGCGAUGCGGACCGAAGGCGGAUCGCAGAGCUGGAGAGAGCUGAAGCACUGCUGAAAGUUGAAGUCUCAAAGUUAAAGGAAGUGUCAGAUGUGGCAAAGAUGCAAGUGUCCACUCUAGAGACCAGGCAGCAGUCCAGGGAGAAGGAGCUGGAAUCUCUCAGAAAGCAGGUUCUGGAUUAUCAAUCACUAUCUGAUGAGAAUGCCCUCAUCGCCAAGCUCCAUCAGCACAUAGUGGCACUGCAGGUGAGUGAGAGCACAGCGGUGAGCAAACUGGAGGCCGCGGUUCUCCAGGUGCAGAAGCUGGAGGCCCAGAAGUUGCGGUUAGAGCAACAGCUGGAUGACAAGGAACAGGCACUGUACUUUGCCCGCUUGGAGGGGCGCAACCGUGCCCGUCACCUGCGGCAGACAGUGCAGUCGCUGCGCAGGCAGUUUUCUGGUGCCCUGCCAUUGGCCCAGCAGGAGAAGCUUUCACGAACCAUGAUGCAGCUGCAGAAGGACAAGCUGAAGCAGUUGCGAGAUGCUCUGCAGGCAGAGCAGGAGAGGAAGAAGGCGGAGGAGAAGGCUCUGGAGCUGGAGCUUCGACUUAGAGGUCUGGAAGAGCUCACAGCCACCCUGAAGGAUGUGAAAGGAGCGCAGAAGGUGAUUGAGUGGCACAAGAAAAUGGAGGAAGUCCGACUUCAGGAGCUGCGGCACAUCAGAGAGAUCAGCUCCCAGAAGGAGGAGAUAAAAUACUUGAAGAACAUUGUGGCAGAGCAGGAACGCACCAUCAGCGCUUUAGAGGAGGAAAUUGUUCAUCAGUCCAAAUUUCAUGAGGAACACCAGCUGUCCUGGGAUCAGAGGGAGGUAGAAUUGGAGCGGCAACUGGACAUUUAUGAGAAGCAGCGCAAUGAAAUUGUUGGCACAGCCCAAAAGCUUGAGGAGGCUACUGGUUCUGUACCCGACCCCAGCAUGCCUCUUGCUCACCAGCUAGAUGUUGCUCUGGAGAAAAUCAAGGAACACAUCCGUACCAUCCUUGAAACACAAGCAGUUUGCAGAGCUCUUGACCAGAAACUCAAGGAGAAAGAAGCUGCCCUGUGGAAAGCAGAGCAGAAUAUUCUGUCUCGGGACAAGGUGAUAAAUGAGCUGCGACUACGCCUUCCUGCUGUUUCCCAGAGGGAGAUUCUCCUGACUGACCUGGGCAAGCAUGAUGAAGACCAAGAGAACCAGAUGGGUCUGAAGGUGGCCCAUCAAACUAUCAACAACCUGAAGGCCCGGCUCACCCAGAAAGAGGAGGUGCUCAAGAAGUACCAGAGUUUGUUGGCCAGAGCCAGACAGGAGCAAGAAGACAUGACAAAAAAGUAUGAAGAGGAGUUGAGAAAUCUGCAUAAGAAAUUGGAUUUGCAUACUGACUCGUCACUGGACAAGUUCAAGCAGACUGCUCUGGAACUGAUGAAGAAACCCACAAUCAUGGUUCCUACCACGAAACACUUGGUACGCCUUGCUGAGUUGGAGCAGAAUGUGGCAGAACAAGACAGUUCCCUUUCUUCUCUUAGGGAUAAACUGAGAACAGCUAAUGCCGAACUGGAGCAGCAGAAACAGAUUGCUGCUGCCAAGAUCAGCAAUCUCACCAGUGAAAAAGCCAAACUGGAGCAGCUUCAUGGUACCCAGGUGAAGAGGCUGGAACAGGAGGCAGAAGAGCUGCGUGCUCAGUUAUCUCAGAUGGAGAGCGAAGUACGGUGUCUAAGAACAGAGCUGGAGGCCCAGAAAGAAGCCAACAUCAGGUCUCCCACCAACACUAUGAAGAACUUAGUAGAGCGACUCAAAGCCCAGCUUGCCCUUAAAGAAAAACAGCAGAAGGCACUUAGCAAAGCCCUGUUGGAACUUCGCUCAGAAAUGACAGCACAUGCGGAGCAGGAAAUCAUUGCAAGUUCUGCGCAAAAAGAGGAGAGUCUCAACAUCCAGCAGAUUGUCGACAAGCACACCAAGGAUCUGAGGACUCAUGUUCAGGACCUUCAAGAGGAGCUCCAGACCACCAGAGAGAAUCUCAAAGUAGCCAAAACCAGAGAAAUCUCCCUAAAAAAGGAGGUUGAGGGCUUGAACAAGGAUGUGCAGAGAAGCCAAAAAUGUCUGUCCAAAUUGCAGAAUGAGAAGGACCGGCAAGAAGAAGAGAUUGAAGACCUGAAGAAGCGGAUUAAGAGGCUCACCAGUGGCCUGCAGAGUAAAGCUGAGGCUGAAGGAAAGGGUACCGGUGUAGAGGAGCUUCAGAGGAGAAUCAAACGUCUUGAGGCUGAGUUGGAGCAAAGAUCUGGAGUGCAACAAGCUGACCAAAAAACUGUGAGAGAGGACAAAUCAACAAAAGAAGAAAUACUACGUUGGGAAGAGAAUAAAAAGUGGCAGGCAAGAAUGGAGAGCUUGAGGAACAAGCUGAAGGACAAGGAGAAAGAGGCUGAAGCUUUGGCCAAACAACUCAACACUUUGAAGGAGCUCUACAGCAAGUUGGAUCAGGAAAAGCUGGUUUUGCAGAAGAAACUGAAAGGACGGGGUGUGACGGUGGAUCAGGUUGUAGGGACCCGAACACUGGAGUCUGAGAGAGAGAUUGAUGAACUCAAGAGAAGAAAUGCAGAUCUGGAGCAACAAAUUCUGAUAAUAAGACAACAGCAGGCCUUGCCCCGAGAUGCAGCUAUUGAAGAGAUGACUCUCAAAAAUCAAUACUUAGAAGACAGGCUUCUUUCCCUGGAGAGACAGAUGUCCAAGGAACAACCCUCUAGGCCAUCUUGCAUUAAGGAUAGUGGUUUGCUUUCUGCACAUGUGUUUGGUUUGACAUCUACUGAAAGAACACACUAUUUAAUGCAUGAUGUCAGUUCUGAGAGCCCAGAAGCAAAGAGCAUGACAUCAGUAACUAAUGGACAUGUGACUUUAGUAGCACAACAGAAUGGCACAGUAUUGAGCCAGGGUGGUCUGGAGGACUCAAAUGAUGAUUCAAAAACUGAACAGGACAAAACAAAUUAUGGUGGAACUGAAGCCAAGGAAGAAGCUGAAGAGAACUUGCAGAAAACUACACAUAGCCCACCAUUCAACCAAGACUUAGGAGUGACUGAGUCAAACCAGAGCAGUCAAACCAGCUAUAAAGGUAGUGACUUACAUGCUGAUUCAGCUGAUGAUAAAACUGAUAAUUGUGGAUUUGAUGAAGAAACUAUGCUCAAAGAUGGAAAUAUUCAAGAGGUGGCAGGUGUAAAAAUGAUAACCAGAGAGGAGAAAACAGAAGAUUACUGUAUCACAGAACCAGAGGUUGAUGCCACGGCUGCCAUCAGUGAAGAUGCCAAGAACUUAGCCAGAGAACAUGGUAGAGACAUCACAAAGAGUGAGUCUGAACUUCCAGAGAAGGUUCCAGGACAGAUAGCAUCUGAUGCCAUGACACAAGACAAGCAAAUGGAAAAAAACAAGUUCAGAUCUUCUUUUCUUGAGACAUCUGGCAGGGGCUCCAACACAUCAUCACAGAGAGAACACGAGUUGCAGAAAGAGAACCUGAAGUUGUCUGCUGAAAACCUGGAGCUGCGCUUUCAACUAGAGCAGGCCAACCAGGACCUUCCUAGGUUAAAGGACCAGGUAGAAGACCUAAAAGAAAUGUGCAAGGUGCUUAAGGAGGAGAAAAUGGACAUUGAGAGGAAACUAGGCAAUGUCCGUGGGUCCGGGCGAAGCGGUAAGACGAUCCCAGAGCUGGAGAAGACUAUAGCAUUGAUGAAGAAAGUGGUGGAGAGGGUGCAGAGGGAAAAUGAGAGUCUGAAAAUGGGUCCAAGUGCUUUGGCCCAGGAUCGCAUGAAAGCUGUCCAACUUGAAAAUGAAAAAAUCAAGGCAGAAUAUGAAAGACUCAAGACUAGAAUGCAAGAUCAUUUAAACUCUGAAUCGGUGUCGAAAGGAAUGGAGAAGAUUUUUACAGAAAAUGAACGUUUACGCAAGGAGCUGAAGAAGGAGGUCGAGACAGUGGAGAAAUUGAGAAUUACAAAGAGCAACCUGGAAGUCGCCAAUGAGAAGCUGCUGUCCCAGCUGGAAGAGGUCAACCAGAAGCUUGCUUUAGCCCAGGGCAAAGUGUCACAACUGCAGGGGGCCGAUAGCAAGAGCAACAAAUCUCUUGUGAUAACAAGAAUGUUUGAACAUAAAAUGAAAGAACUUGAGAGUGAUAUUGCCCGAAAAAAUAAUAUGGUAUUAGAACUCAAGAAUCAACUCCAAGAAGCUGGUGAAAGGGAGAAAAAGGCAGAACUUGCUAUGAGUGAACUCAAAGAACAGGUCCAACUACUAAAGCAAUUUCCACAGGAAGCUGGGACACAUUCAAGCCUACAAAAGGACUUUGAGGCUUUAAGAUUGAUCAAUUGUCAGCUGGAGAAGGAGAAAGCAGAAUUACUCCAGAAGCUGGGUACAUACAGAGAAAAGAGGGUGCCAACAUCAAGCAGCGUUGCCUGGCCAGGACAAGAGAAACUUCUGGAUGAAACGGCAGACCUGCAGGAGCGGCUGAAGCAGGCAAACAGUGAACGGAGACAGUUGCAGAAUGAAGUCGAAAAGAUGAAGAAAGAGCUGGAAAAUUUUGAUCCCACAUUUUUUGAAGAGAUUGAGGACCUCAAGUUUAACUACAACUUGGAGCUCAAGAAGAACUUGCUUUUAGAAGAGCAACUGAAGAAACUGUCAGAGCAGUUUGGAGUCACAGUCGACAUUCCAACUAAUGUGUCUGUCAGCUAGUGACGAAAAACAACUUUGAAGGUACUGCUGAGGAAUUUUAUGUGUAAUUUUAUAUUUAGCCCUUGUGAAGGAUGGUGCAUGUUUUUGUGGAAGCAUCACAACAACAUCACAAUUACAUUGACUGACUUACAGUAUGACUGAGAAUAGUGUAGAGAAACUGAUAGUCAAAUUUCUCUCCCUUAACUGUAAUAAGGAAGUUUCUUUUAAUUUAUCCUUUGUUUAUUCUUAUAUUAGUAUUCCACA